AUGGCCGCUGACAAGGAGUACCUUCUGUGGUGCCGCGAAGGUGGCUCGGACGCUCGCGUCUGUCUUGCCAAUUCUCUUUCCCAGUCUUGCUUUGACUGCCUUCACCCUCUUGAGAUGGCUUGCCCUGGUACCUUUGGAGACGCCGAGUUCGACGACUGCCUCGGACACAUCCCCUCUGACAGCUGGUCCAAGAUUAAGGCUUGCAUGAACAACGCUGCCACUGGCUGCGAUGAAAAGCGCUUUGACAUCCUUCACGCCUUUGAGGUUGGUGUGCGUGACGAGGUUGGAACGCAGAACAAGCGGUACGUCUGCAACAAGGACAACCAGAAGGGCGAUGCCGACAUCACUAUGCUCUCCGAGGUGACCUUUUACGACUGCAACCACUACAAUGGCCCCAUUAUUAGCGGAUCUUCUACCGCCUCCAUCAGCAAGCCUGCCAACACUGGCAAGCCCAGCUCCUCUGUUGCUCUAACUGCUGCUACCACCACUGCUGCUCCUACUUCUGCUGGUCGCGUCUCCUCUUCUAUUGUGCCCAACAAUGCUACGAAGACUGUUUGCCCAGGAAACUGCAACAAGCCUACACAGUCUGGCAUUGUCACUGCUGGUGCUGCCCUCCAGGCUGGUGUCAGCGCUGGCCUUGUCCUUGCCGUCCCUGUAAAUCACUACCUCUUUGUUAGGAUAACGUGA
Messenger RNA from [Torrubiella] hemipterigena, 687 nucleotides. NCBI's taxonomy places the organism in Eukaryota, Fungi, Ascomycota, Sordariomycetes, Hypocreales, Clavicipitaceae. The record is from the annotation of a GenBank genome assembly.